UUCAGAUUCCGAGGAAGAUAUUUGUCUAGACGUAUACCUUAUCCUUCUAAUGGUAGUUUUAAUCCCUUUGCAAUUUCUAAUAAAGAAGCACACAUAUUAAAUGGAAACAUAAAUAACUUGGAAGCUGCAAAAAUGUGUGAGGAAAACAGCUAUUCAUUUGGUAGAGAUCACUUCAGUAAUUAUUGUUUAAACAAUGCAGGUAAAUUUUCCUGUGCAGUUGAUUGUUUUCUCGAGCUGUGUUAUGGUGUUUUUUGUAAUCAUCUUCAUAGCACUACACGAAAUGAGUUUUUUGACGUUAUCUAUGAGUCAUGUAAUCAAAAGAAAACCUUGGGGCUAUUGACAUUGUGCGAGAACCUGUGUGGUUAUGGCUCAGAGAUCAUUGUUCAUCAUUUUCUGCAAUGACUGCCAAUGCUGUUUUUAGUGACAUAUUUACAUUGAAUACUGUCGGAGAGUUAAGUGAGGACCUCAAGUCAUUGUUUGUUGUUCAGCAAUGCAAUCAGUCGUGUUGCGCAUCAUGUGGCAACCAAAUCAUAUAUAAGACAGGUAUAUUUGUUCUUUACAUUACCUGCCCAAAUAUCAUUUCCACGCAAUUUGCAAAU
Molecule: messenger RNA, 599 nt
Organism: Porites lobata
Lineage: Eukaryota; Metazoa; Cnidaria; Anthozoa; Scleractinia; Poritidae
Source: the annotation of a GenBank genome assembly